AUGGGCUCUAUACCGCAAGAUGACACGGUCACUCCUUCAGGUGAAGCACCGACCUUUGGCCAAGGCACCCGCGUGGCUGUCAUUGGCUCUGGAGUGAGCGGUAUCUGUGCCGGUGCUCACUUACUCAGGCAGGGAGCCAACGUGGUCGUAUUUGAGCGAUCGGGAGUCUCAUCUGGUGUCUGGAACUUUGAUCCAAGGACAGACUCCAACAGUGUGGUAUAUCCCAGCAAGCCAGCGUCGCUAGGGGAUUACGCGACGUCGGUCCCUGGCCAGUUUCUCCCACAGCAAUCGAGCAAGCAGCACCAUCCACUGAAUACCUCUGAUGGGGAUGCCCUUGAGGUUACCUUUGCUCCUCCUGGACCGGCAUACUCUGGGCUUAAGAACAAUGUCCCGACCAGCUUGUUGUACAGCAACCUCAAGCCCUGGCCCAAGGGAACCCCCGAGAACGUGAGCCACUGGGAGAUUGCCAAGUAUCUCCAUAACCUCAGCACCGAAAAUGGGCUUGAUGAGGUCACUCUCUAUAAUACCCGAGUCGAAAAUGCUACAAAGUCACCAGACGGAAAAACAUGGAUUGUUCGAACCAUCACUUUGCUGGCAAAGGACGGCUCACCGCGGAUUGUUGAGAGAACAUGGGAGUUUGAUGCCAUCGUCGUCUGCUCUGGCCACUACAACCUUCCUCGCAUCCCUGAUAUUCCAGGGCUGAGCCAGUGGAAAGAGCUCUUCAAAGACAGAAUCAGUCAUACGAAGGAGUAUCGCAAUCCAAACCGCUUUCGAGACAAGAACGUCUUGGUCAUCGGAGGCGGUACCUCGUCUCUCGAUGUUUGUCGAGAGUUGAGCGACGUAACUACAGGCGUCUAUCAAAGCACUCGAGGAGGUCAGUUUGAUCAUCCGACAGAGGUUCUGCCACAUAUCGUCAAGAGGGUUGGCGGUGUGACGGCGUUCACACUGGACUCUAACGCUAUUCCCAAAGAUGGUCUCGAGGAACAAUCACCUAUCCCGGGCCAGAUUGUCUUGAAGGAUGGGCAAACCCUCAAAGACAUCCACCACGUCAUUGUGGCUACGGGCUAUCUCACCUCGUUCCCGUUCCUGCCCCAAUAUCACAAUGACAAUUUGGACCCGGAUGACGCUAGUCCAGAAGUACUCGUCACAUCAGAAGCAAACAUGGUGCACAACUUGUACAGAGACAUCUUUUAUAUCGAAGAUCCGUCUCUAAGCUUUGUCGGAAUUCCUUACUACGUUUCUACAUUCUCUGUGUUUGACUUUCAAGCACAGGCAAUCGCACGCGUUCUCACAGGCAAGACACGUUUGCCCAGUCGGCAAACCCUUCGAGGAGACUACAACAAGAGAAUCAGCCUUCGAGGGAGAGGUCGCAACUUUCAUAGUCUGGCAGAGGAGGGAGCUGAGCUUGCGUACAUCAAAAACCUUGUGGACUCUGUUAAUGAGGCUGCGACUAGUCAAGAUGUUGAGCCAAUGCAGGGCCACACGGAGGAAUGGCUUGCAACUCAUAGAGCAUACAAGGAGAGGAGAAAUUUGCUCCGGCAAGGCAAGAUCAAGACGCUAAUACCACUUGACGAGUUUCUGCGGCUGAAAUUUUGA
Messenger RNA from Fusarium falciforme, 1596 nucleotides. RefSeq lists its product as hypothetical. The transcript has a single exon. Gene Ontology annotation, molecular function: N,N-dimethylaniline monooxygenase activity; flavin adenine dinucleotide binding; NADP binding. NCBI's taxonomy places the organism in Eukaryota, Fungi, Ascomycota, Sordariomycetes, Hypocreales, Nectriaceae. The record is from RefSeq and is a predicted model, not a curated record. The coding region runs from base 1 to 1596 and encodes 531 amino acids.